GCAAUAAACAAAGCUGUCAUUUUUUUGUUUAUUUGUUGAUUCCAGAUUUUUGUUAACUGUGUUAUUUUUUAUUAUAAUAAAUAAAUUCAAUAUGUACGAUAGACUGGAUCAAAUAUUCCAACUUCAAAAGAUGUGUCUUAAUCAGUUGGAGGAAGCACAAAGGAAUUCAGAACAAUAUUCAUCGAACAUGAAAAUGUUGUCGGAGAAUAUGAAGACCAAUUGGCAAAAAAGCAACUACUUUUUAACGGAAUAUGAUUCUUUUGUUACCAACAUAACAGCUAUAAUGGAAGUCACCAGAAAGUAUAAUCUUCAAAUGUAUUUGCAUAAUAUAAAACUAACGGAAAUGCAGGCCUUAUUUACAAAAAUAAACCAAAAAGGUGAAACACAAAGUGGCAGUAUUAAUAAGAGCAAGUUAAAGGAAGCCGGAACUCAUUUGUACCCAGCUGAAGUAUUCGACAUAAAUUCAGAACCACCUGAUGAAGAUUUCGUAUAUCCCCGAUUCAAUUUGUCUGAAGUUUAUAAAGAAAAUGCAAUAAUAAGUGGAAGAGUGACAUCCAUUAAAAGUUUAAACGAUUUGACUUUUUACAUAUUUGACAGGUCCUCUAAAUACCGGGAUACUAUCGUAGAACUUGCUAAAUCCUUAGAAUUGCGCCAAUACCACGAUAUGCCCCCAGCCAAUGAAGUUUUUGGAUAUGUAUUAGAUAAGCAUAUUUUCCGUGCUGUACUAAGUUCUAAAAAUCUUUACGACGUUGAAAUGGACGAAGAGAUUUUUCCUGGCUAUAUCCUAGAUACUGGAGAAAUAUUACCUGUAAAAUCAAAUAGUAUUAUGUAUAGAUUAACGUUUGAACAGAAAAGUAUUCCAGCACAAGCCAUACCAUGUCAACUAAUAACAACCAAUAAAAACCCAUUUGUAGCUCAACAAGAAAUGGAAGAAAAAUUAAGGUCAUUAGAAUAUGCAAAUUGCUGCCAUUUUAAAAUAGUGUCAAUAGAAGACAAUAUUUUGCAAGUGGAGCUCGCCAACACUGACCCCGAUAAAACUAUUGAUAAUAGUUGCAUAGAUCCUGUAAGUGUAAGUUAUGCUCCCUUAAAUACAGGCCCAGACAAUGUGAAAUGCAAACAAUUAACAGAUGACGAAUUAGAAAUGCUGUAUGAAGAACCGCUAAACACUAGUAAUGCCAUGAAAGCAGUAAUGGGUUAUGAUCCUCAAGACGAUAAGCGUAUAUGUCGUUUUUAUGACCCUGAAAUCGGAGGAUGUUUUAAAGGUGUAAACUGUAAAUUAGAACAUACUUUACGUCAACCCGACGGCUGGACAAAGGAUGUUAUACCCGCAGCAUCAAUAAUAGAUUGCCGACAUCCCACAACCAUUUUUCCUCCUGGAAGUAUAAUCAAUAUAACACCCACCUAUAUCGGUCGAUUGGACAGAUUUUAUGCAAUAAUCAAUGAUCCUCUCCAAACUGCAACUCCACUCGUAUGGAAUGACGAAGACAUACCCUCUUGGAAACAUUUAAAAAAACCUCCUCAUAUGUUUGAACUCGUUUUAUCGCGUUACAUAGACGAUCUAUGGUAUCGAGCUAAAAUCAUGUCACACGACGACGAUUAUAAAAUGUUUAAAGUCCUUUACGUAGAUUAUGGAAACUAUCAGGUGGUACAUUUACGAAAUUUGGCUUCGAUAGAUAUGAGUAUAGCUCAAAUGCCAUAUCAAGCUAUUCUUUGCCGAAUUGAAGGUGUUCGUGAAAAGCAAUCUCUUUCAGUCGAUGAACGCAAAAAUGCCAUAGAAAUUUUAUGUGAAAUGAUCCUUAACAAAUCCAUGGAUGUUAAAGUUACAUCGCACUAUGAAGAUUUAUUUAUUUCUUUUAUAGACACUAAUGAAUACCCCAUACCCCAUAAAUUUGUUGAGAUGGGUUUUCUGGACUAUAACGAAAUUUAAAUCAAAAUAGCUUAAGUCUAUUCUAUUAUACUAUAAUUAUAUAUAAGAAAGUAUAUGCAUAUAUACGUGAAGAAUAUGUAUACUGUAAUAUAUCUUGAAAUAAACGUUUUUUAUUUAUUUUUACUAA
Messenger RNA from Lucilia sericata (common green bottle fly), 2054 nucleotides. RefSeq lists its product as uncharacterized. Gene Ontology annotation, biological process: spermatogenesis. The record is from RefSeq and is a predicted model, not a curated record. Gene Ontology annotation, molecular function: metal ion binding. The coding region runs from base 92 to 1927 and encodes 611 amino acids. The transcript has a single exon. Lineage: Eukaryota; Metazoa; Arthropoda; Insecta; Diptera; Calliphoridae.